Vicia faba (fava bean) is the source of this 873-nucleotide messenger RNA. NCBI's taxonomy places the organism in Eukaryota, Viridiplantae, Streptophyta, Magnoliopsida, Fabales, Fabaceae. The record is from the annotation of a GenBank genome assembly.
AUGGGUGCUCCUAAGCAGAAGUGGACUGCAGAAGAAGAGGCAGCUUUGAAAGCGGGAGUAGUCAAAUACGGGGCUGGAAAAUGGCGAACCAUACUUACAGACCCGGAUUUCAGCACCGUUUUGCGAAUGCGUUCAAAUGUAGAUCUCAAGGAUAAAUGGAGGAACAUAAAUGUGACGGCAAUAUGGGGAUCUAGGCAGAAGGCAAAACUUGCGCUUAAAAAGAACCUACCACCUCCCUUCAACCACGCAACCUCGAAUGCCAUUGUUCCGUAUAAUCAAGAAGUUGCUGCAGCUAAGCCUCUAACAGUUUCUGGUGGAACAUCUACUUCCAAAGAACAAAUACCAAGAUUGGACAACCUUAUAUUAGAGGCUAUUGUCAAGUUGAAGGAGCCAAAGGGUUCUGAUAUUUCCGCAAUUGCUGCUUUUAUAGAGGAUCAAUACCGGUCUCCGCCAAACCUUGUAAAGAUACUUUCAUCAAAACUGAAGCAUAUGGUCGCAAGUGGUAAAUUAAUUAAGGUAAAUCAGAAAUACAGGAUCGCAACAAAUUCUUCAAAAAUAUCUGAGAAAAGAAGAUGCUCUUCGUUGUUAGUCCUGGAAGGGAGGCCAAAAGAUUCUCCAAAAGCAGAAAUGGCUGAUGCCAACAUCCUUUCAAAAUCCCAAAUUGAUGUCGAGCUCUUAAAAAUGAAAGGUGUGACAGCUCAAGAGGUGGCAGCAGCAGCUGCAAAAGCAGUUGCAGAGGCGGAAGCUGCCAUUGCUGAGGCUGAGAAAGCAGCACGAGAGGCAGAGGCUGCAGAAGCCGAAGCAGAGGCUUCUCGAGUAUUUGCAAAAGCAGCACAGAAGGCACUAAAAUGCAGAAGACUUAAUAUUUGGUAA